AUGGGUGGAGUUAAAUUUUCAAGUUGGGGAAUCUGAACACGCAAUUCCUGUCCCAUUCCUAGUAACGAAUGAGAACUUAGAACUGCCUUUGGUAGGCUUUAACGUGAUUGAACAUUUAAUAAAGACAAAUAAAUUGAAUUGUGGUGUUAUUUCAUCUAACUUUGUUGGUAUGCAAGUCGCUCGUGCUUCCGCCCUCAGUGCACCAAUACGACAAGGCAUAAUAUUCAGCUUAGGGGUCGAACAGUUCUUGGUCGCCUCCAACUUGUUCAGUCAGUGGUCCCAAUAGAUGUCAAAUUAAAGGACAAUCCCUCUGACACUGUACUAUCCGAUAAAAACAAUGACUCAAGUGCUUGCAAGAGCAGCACAAUACAAGAUAAUUCACCAGUGAAUUUACCAGAACACCUGAAAGAUUUAGAUCUAGGCGGCUUGACGGAGGAACAGAGAAACCUGGCGUCAAAACUGCUGGUUGAACAAGCUGAUGCGUUUGCUAAGGACGAUGAUGACGUUGGUCAUAUCCCUAAUCUGCAAAUGAACAUUCGGCUCAAUGACACUAAACCUGUCCAAAAGAACUACGUUGCCGUGCCUCGCCCGCUCUACCCGGAGGUGAAGGCAUACAUUGAAGACCUCCUAAAUCGAAAUUUUAUUCGUAAGUCCAAUUCACCAUACAGCUCACCCGUAGUUUGUGUGAGGAAAAAAGACCAAACUUUAAGACUGUGUGUUGAUUAUCGCGAACUGAACAGGAAAACGCAGAUAGAUCGUCACCCCAUCCCGAGAAUUCAGGAAACUCUUGACAAUCUUGGAGGGAAUUCUUGGUUCUCCGUACUUGACCAAGGGAAAGCUUACCACCAAGGAUUUCUGAAACCCGAAAGUCAACCCCUCACAGCAUUCAUCACACCUUGGGGAUUGUACGAGUGGGUCCGCAUCCCAUUUGGCCUUUCCAACGCCCCAGCGUCUUUUCAGCGUUUUAUGGAGUCGUGUUUAGGUGACCUCCGUGAUGAAAUCUGCAUUCCAUAUCUUGAUGAUAUCAUAGUUUUCAGUUCUAAUUUUAACGACCAUAUUGAACACUUACGAAAAGUCUUUCAACGUCUUAAGGAACAUGGUGUUAAAUUAAAACCCAAAAAGUGCAAUAUGUUUAAGAGAGAAGUUGUUUUCCUGGGGCGAGUAGUCUCUGGCGAAGGGUACAAACUUGACCCCUCAACUAUUGCCCCAAUUUUACGCCUCAAAGCUACACCACCUAAGACAGUGAACGAAGUUCGGAAGUUAAUGGGAUUCUUGAACUAUUAUCGGCGGUAUAUUGCCAAUUUCUCAAGGAUUGCCAAGCCGAUUUACGAUCUCGUGAAGGUGUCGGAAAAUGACUCGAAGAACAAGCGUGGUAAACCAGUGGCUAACCAUCCAGUAUCGUGGACGUCGACUCAUCAAUCGGUGUUGGAAGAACUUAUCGACUGUCUUGUGAGAGCUCCAGUCAUGGCAUAUCCAGACCCUCACAGCCCAUAUGUCCUUCACACGGAUGCAUCAGAGAAUGGACUAGGAGCAGUACUUUACCAAGAGCAGGAUGAUGUCUUACGUGUUAUUGCUUACGGUUCACGAACCCUAACACCAGCAGAGAAAAACUACCACCUACAUUCUGGUAAACUAGAGUUCCUUACGUUGAAGUGGGCUAUCUGUGAACAAUUUAGAGACUACCUGUAUUAUUCUCCAAGUUUUGUCGUAUACACCGAUAAUAAUCCGUUAACGUACGUCCUAUCAACUGCCAAACUGAAUGCAACUGGCUUUCGCUGGAUUGGAGAAUUAGCUGAUUUCAACUUUACAAUACGUUAUCGCCCUGGAAAGAUGAAUACCGACGCAGAUAGUCUCUCUAGAUUACCUGAAAACAUGAGUGAAUACAUGGAUUCGUGCACUGCGGAAACCUGCCAAGACGAACUACGAGCCAUCGUCCAGUCGAUACAGUUGGAAGACAAAGGUAAAGUGACUUGGGUCUCAUCUCUCACCCAUGAUCCCACUGUAUUGCAUGGAGGUGAUCCACAACCAAUCGCUAGCAGUACUCCACAGUUCAACCUUAGUGACAUUCGACAAGCUCAGCUUAAAGAUAAUGUUAUUGGAAAAGUUUAUUCGUUUGUCGACAGAAAACAGCGACCAACUUCCUCCCAGAGAGCGGCAGAAUCACCCGAUACUAAACUCCUACUUCACGAAUGGCCAAAGCUGUUUAUUGAUAAAGACGGCGUUCUACGAAGACAGAGCAACUCACACGAUCAGAUUGUGCUUCCUAGACCAUACCAUCGAACAGUUCUACGUGAACUUCACGACAACAUGGCUCAUCUUGGAUCUGAGCGGGUCCUACGCUUGGCUCGAGAUCGGUUCUACUGGCCUAGGAUGCAGAGUGAUGUGGAGCACUACGUACGGAAUAUCUGUCGCUGUGUUAAGCAAAGACCACCAAGAUUGAAGACGAGAGCACCAUUACAACCUGUUAUCACUACCGCCCCCUUCGAGAUGGUUUCUAUCGAUUUCGUCCACCUUGAAAAGUCCAGUGGAGGGUACGAGUAUAUCCUUGUGAUUGUUGAUCACUUCACCAG
Molecule: messenger RNA, 2570 nt
Organism: Paramuricea clavata
Lineage: Eukaryota; Metazoa; Cnidaria; Anthozoa; Malacalcyonacea; Plexauridae
Source: the annotation of a GenBank genome assembly